Molecule: messenger RNA, 1617 nt
Organism: Colletotrichum truncatum
Lineage: Eukaryota; Fungi; Ascomycota; Sordariomycetes; Glomerellales; Glomerellaceae
Product: fatty-acid amide hydrolase (amidase)
Source: RefSeq, a predicted model, not a curated record
AUGGGAAGCUUGAAAUCCGACAGCGUCGCUCCCUGGGAGCUUGCGAGCGCAAAGAAGCGCAAAGCUCUCUUAUCUACUUUCCCCUCGGAAUGGUGCGUUCCAAAACACCUUCUGCCACCGGAGUCCCAGAAAGAUGUCACGACAUGGCCCGAAACGUCCGGCUGGUUCACGGAGACGGAGCUCGCCAUUACCAACAGCACAGCUGCCGAGUUACUCCCGAAACUUGCCUCGGGCCAUCUCAAAUCCUCAGAUGUCACCAGAGCAUUUUGCAAGAGAGCCGUUGCAGCGCAUCAGUUAACAAACUGCUUGUCCGAAACCUGUUUUGAUCGCGCUUUCGCUACGGCUAAAGCACUUGAUGAGCACCUGGAGCGUACGGGGACGCCCCUGGGCCCUUUCCACGGACUGCCAAUCUCGUUGAAGGACAACUUCAACCUCAAAGGCUUGGACGCUACAGUGGGAUUUGCCUCUCAUGUUGGCAGCCCUGCCGAGUAUGAUGCUGUUCUUGCAACCCUUCUCGAAGAAGCUGGCGCGGUAUUCUAUGUCAAGACCAACGUCCCAACGGCGAUGAUGAUUGCUGAGUCUGUUAAUAACGUCUUUGGAAGGACGGUCAACCCUAGGAACAGGGAUUUGACUAGUGGUGGAAGCUCGGGCGGAGAGUCUGCCUUGAUUGCGAUGAAGGGUAGUCCCCUAGGUAUCGGAACUGACAUUGGUGGCUCCCUGCGUAUCCCGGCAGCAUGCACCGGUAUCUUCACUCUCCGACCUUCGUUCGGCCGCUUCCCAACCCUAGGCUGCCGUUCUGGCAUGGGCGGCCAGGAAGCCGUCCAAUCCGUGAACGGUCCUAUGACACGUACAAUCACGGAUCUUGAACUUUACAGUAAAUCCGUCAUCAACCGCCAAACAUGGUGUUACGAUCCGCGAUGUGUUCCCAUUGCAUGGCGAGAGGUUGAGCUCCCGGCAACGCUGAGGAUCGCUGUCAUGUGGGAUGACGGCAUAGUCCGGCCAACUCCUCCUGUUACGCGAGCUCUCCGCCUGACUGUUGAUAAGCUGAAGGAAGCCGGUGUCGAAAUAAUAGACUGGGAUCCCAAGGAUCAGGAGCAGGGAGUGAGCCUGCUGAAUCGCAUGUUCGUCGCAGAUGGCGGUAUCUCAAUUAAGAAGGAGUUGGAUAAGACGGGAGAGCCGUGGAGACCUGAAAUGGCGGCCUACUCGCUGGCAAAGGAACUGGGGACGUAUGAUAUGUGGCAACUGCAUUUGGAACGGACCGCCUUCCAGAAGCGAUAUCUCGAUCGCUGGAAUGCGGCGGGCAUCGAUGCGAUUUUGUGUCCUACGACGCCCUUUACUAGUGUCAAGAACGGCACCUUCAAGCAUGUCGGAUACACGGGCGUCUAUAAUGUCCUUGACUAUUCUUGUGUCUCGUUCCCCACCGGCUUGUCCGCGGACGAAAGCCUGGACUUGGUUACCCCGACAGAGAAACCUCUCGGGCCUGUGUGCGAGGCUAUUUCGGCUGAGUAUGAUGCCAAUGCUGUUCACGGAAUGCCCAUCAGUCUUCAGCUUGUUGCGAGCCGCCUCGAGGAAGAGAAGGCGAUAGCUAUGGUUAAGCACAUUUUAAACAUCAUUUGA